AUGGACGAUAGUAAUAGUGAGGAAGAUGACCUGAGUGACUCGGAUUCUUUAAACAAGUAUCAGCAGAAAGAUGAAAAAACACAGGGAAAAAAUGUUGAUGUCUCAAAUACUAAUACAGAAGAGAUAAGAAACGUGUCAAAGAGAAAAGAAAGAGAAGAUGAUAAUUGUACUGAAGAUGAAUUUAUUACUGUUGUUAGAAGGAAACCAAAGAGACUUAUCCGUAGUGAUUCUACGGAAAUGCAAGAUAAAACGGGGAUUGAUUCAAAUAAAACUGAUAAUAGUCAAUUGGAAGAAGUAAAUAAAUAUCAACUAUGUAUUACGUCUAUUGAAACAUUACCUAAACAAAUGGCACUCGCGAAACUUCUCAGAUCCGAAAAUAUUAAAGGUAUCACAAGAAUUAAAUAUAAAAGUUUUAACAAAGUAUUGAUUCAAUUAAGUGAAGAUGAAGAAGUAGUCAAACUACUUGAGUGUCAAAAACUAAAAGAUAUGGGAUUAAGAUGUCAAAAAGUGAAUGAAUUGACAUUAUCAUAUGGAAUAGUUAAAGGUGUAGAUAUCGAUCUAAAUGAGAAGGAAUUACUAGACGUAAUAGAAUGCUCAACCGAGAUUAUUUCUAUCAACCGCCUUAAGCGGAUAAAUACUGAAGGUAAAUGGAUCGACAGCGAGGUCGUAAGAAUAAGUUUUAAGGGGAGUUUACCAUCAUAUAUCUACGCAUAUGGAUGCCGUUUUAAAGUGGAGUCUUACGUAUUUCCUGUGACCCAGUGUUCAGGUUGCUGGCAGUUUGGUCACAUACUUAAAUUCUGUCCAACCAAAAAGAAACUAUGCCCUAAAUGUGGAAACAACCACGAAAACUGUGACAUUACAGAAUUUAAAUGCCUCAAUUGUAAAGGACCACAUUUUACGUUAGACAAAACAUGCCCCCUAUAUUUAAAAGAAAAACAAAUUCGGUUAAUCAUGAGCAAACAACAAAUACCUUAUAGAACAGCACUAAAAGUGUUUUUAGACAAACGCGAAAAUAUAGAAAAUCCACCCCAAAAUUCAUACAAUUAUAUAAAUUUAAAUACAACACGAGAUACUCCGACUUACAGUAGCAUACUGACCAGAGCAACUGUGCACCGAGAUUCGGAGCCCAUGGAAACAAGCCCUAUGGACAGCGUAGACAAAGCAUCUAUGUCUAGACCAGUUGUACGGGAAAACAGAAAGUAUCGGAUUAAUAAAAGACCAACAGAGGUGACACAUUCCCUGCCGGAACAAGAACGGAACGAAGAAAUUAGGACAAAGGAACGAGAUAAGAAUAAUAAACAGGAGGAACAUACAAGUAAGAGUGCUUUACAACAUGUGGCUCGGUGCGCCUCUGGACACAGAGGUGCAUCGAUUGCCUACCAAAUUAUACAAUCUAUUAACUGGUUUAACGAGACAGAUAAACAGUUAAUAUUGCAGUGGGUCCCAGCGCAUAUUGGUCUGAAGGGAAACGAGGAGGCUGAUCUUGUAGCUAAGACAGCAGUAACAGAGGGUAUGAUCAUCAAUUACUUACCAGAUCACUGGGAAUUAGUUCCUAGAUUUAAGGAAAUAUGUUUCAAUGAAUGGAAGAAACUAUACGAAACUAAAUCGAUGAGUAAGGGCAUUUGGUAUAAAACCAUACAAGCCAACUUCAAAAGCGGCUAA
Molecule: messenger RNA, 1662 nt
Organism: Spodoptera litura
Lineage: Eukaryota; Metazoa; Arthropoda; Insecta; Lepidoptera; Noctuidae
Molecular function (GO): nucleic acid binding
Source: RefSeq, a predicted model, not a curated record